Molecule: messenger RNA, 1599 nt
Organism: Phalaenopsis equestris
Lineage: Eukaryota; Viridiplantae; Streptophyta; Magnoliopsida; Asparagales; Orchidaceae
Product: protein FEZ-like
Exons: 3
Coding region: 381-1325 (314 amino acids)
Biological process (GO): regulation of DNA-templated transcription
Molecular function (GO): DNA binding
Source: RefSeq, a predicted model, not a curated record
CAAGCAAAAUGUUAGAUACAAAAAGCGACAAAUCAAAGGGAUGGCCUACCAACAUUUAAUAAAGAUUGUUACCUAUAAUCUCUAUUAAAUUUCCAUUUUAAAAUAGCCUCCAAGUGGACUCCUUCCAUGUUGGCAAACUCUCCUGCACCAGGAACCUAGACUCGCAUAUCCUGAUUGCCACAUCAUGCCUGAGCUCUUUGACCCAACAUGGCUUCCGCCCCCAACUUCAUUUGGUGGUCGUAAGCAGUGUUCCACUUCAAGCGGGCACUUACGCCUUCAUAUAUACAGCAAUUCGCUGCAAGGAUUCCAAGCAACUCAAAAAGUUUAGGCCUUCCUGAACAGAAGCAUAACGAACCAAAAGUGAGAACCAGAGGAAGGUCAUGGAAAGGAGCGGAUCUGAGCUGGACCUGCCAGGAUUUCGGUUCCAUCCGACGGAGGAGGAGUUGCUCGAGUUUUACCUCCGGCGAGCCACCGCCGGCAAGAAGCUCAACUUCGACAUUAUUGGAACUCUCAAUCUUUACUUGUAUGAUCCAUGGGAUCUCCCUGCUUUGGCUAAGAUGGGGGAGAGAGAGUGGUAUUUUUUUGUGCCGAGAGACCGCCGGCAGGCCAACGGCGGGCGGCCAAAUCGGACAACGGAGCGCGGUUUCUGGAAGGCCACCGGUUCAGACCGGCCGAUUCGUAGCGCCGCCAAUCCCCGGCGUCUCAUUGGCCUCAAGAAAACUCUGGUGUAUUACCGCGGCCGCGCUCCUCACGGCAACAAGACGGAUUGGGUCAUGAAUGAGUACCGGCUCCCUGAUGUUCUCCCAACCUCUUUCUCCGUACCUCAGCCUCCCAAGGAAGAUAUUGUUCUAUGCAAGAUCUAUAGAAAGGCAACGUCGCUGAAGGAGCUAGAGCAAAGAGCGGCAUUGGAGGAAAGCAGAACCAGUGCAUCGGCAACCUCCGCCGACCAAGACAACAUGCACAAGUUUUCAUAUGACAAUAAUGAAGUGAUCAUGGAGAUGAAGGCGGAGUUUGACGUGCCGCCGGUUGAGUUUAAUAAAGAGGCGGCAGAGGUUUCUUCGGCGGCAAACAUACCAACCACUGUGCCUUUGUUGGAGCCAUCAGCAGCUGUCGAAUGCCCUCCAGUUACACAAGAACCAACUGCCAGUCGUCCGCCACCGAGCCCGGCGGCUAAGGUCCCAUCAGGCCGGCAGCUGCCGAUCCUGCCCGCAAUUCAAGUUCCCAACCACAGCUUUGACCUGGUGCAGGACUCUUUUCUAAGUCAACUGCGGAGUCCAUGGCUUGACCAGUGGUCGCCUUUAUAUGCAAGUUUGCUAAACUUUUGAACUCUGAAACGCGGAGGAAGUCUAGGUGACAGGCGACUUUCUGUACACGUAUAUGUGCAUAUUUACUUCGUAGGUGGCCGUUCGAUCUACCAAAACUUGUGUGGAUUUGUUCAUAUGUGUGCAGUGGGGAGGUGAUGUAAAACUGAGUUUCUGAACAGAAGACGAUGCGUUCUCUUUUAUGGGAUUGGUUGCUUUCAUGGAGGUGUUUCAUUGGAUGGUUAUGGGCUUUGUUUUGUUAUUUUUAGUUUAUUUUGUUUCUACUUGCAUCUUUGUA